Messenger RNA from Aethina tumida (small hive beetle), 2558 nucleotides. RefSeq names its product pickpocket protein 28. Gene Ontology annotation, cellular component: membrane. Gene Ontology annotation, biological process: sodium ion transmembrane transport. Gene Ontology annotation, molecular function: ligand-gated sodium channel activity. The coding region runs from base 708 to 2312 and encodes 534 amino acids. The record is from RefSeq and is a predicted model, not a curated record. The transcript has 7 exons. Lineage: Eukaryota; Metazoa; Arthropoda; Insecta; Coleoptera; Nitidulidae.
AACAAAUCUAUUUUUUCCUAAACAGUAAAUGACGAAAAGACACGCAAAUAUUUUCAAAUCGUAUUUGUAAUAGUUAAUGAAAUGUGUAGAUAGAUAUCCCCUUGAGAUUAGAAUGAGGCGGAAAUUUAAUUAGACCUAUUUUUGGAUAAUUUGUCGUGUAGUAUUAAAAAAUGGUAAACAUAAAUAUAGGUUUGAACAGAAAAGCGUGACAGGGAAUAUAACGCAUUCAAAUUUUUCUAUUUUGAAAAACGAAUUUUCACCAUUUAAUAUGUAGACACAGUAAAUAGAUACGAUAGAUUUAACUUCAUCAUAUUUUAAUGAUUAACUUAUAAACUAGUUCUUGUAGUGUAUUUGAAAAAACAUAUUUGUAGUCUUCAACGUAAACGAAUUUAUAUUUAAUUGUUAUUCUGUGAAUUUUUUUAUACCAACUUGUUUUAAAAGAUGCAAUUUUACUAUACCUACCCUCGUUUAGUAUUCAACAUUUUCCAUCCAUCCAACAUUUUUCACAAAGUUUGCAGUCAAAAUAAAUGUAUUCCAUUCGUAUCUGCUUUGCGUUUGUAUAAAUUUACAGAUAUUAUCAAUUCCUGGGUGUAUUUACAUCACCCCCAUCAGUGUAAUGGAAUGACACAACCUGAACAAACUUAUUAACUUGAUUAGAAGAUAAACUGUGUUACAAAUACAAUUUCCUAAAAAGUCCAAGCGUGAACAUGACCGAAAAAACUAACGACGAAAACGAAAUUAGAAUUGACGAAUCACCAAAACCCUUUUGUAAAAGUGUCAGAAACUAUUUUAGAGAGUACUGCGUGUGUUCCAGCAUUCACGGUUUCAGAUAUUUUGGUGAAAAAAGAACUCACUUUGAAAGGGCGUGGUGGUUUAUAGUGUUCAGUAUCACUUUAGGUAUCUGCAUAUUCUUCAUACGAGAAGUGUAUAAAAAAUGGGAGAGAUCACCAGUAAUCGUCAGUUUUGCAACAACGGAAACUCCGAUUUACGAAAUGCCAUUUCCAGCUGUCACCAUUUGUCCCGAGUCCAAAUCCAACUUAUCGUUAUUUAAUCACACGAACAUCCUUCAGAAAAUCAAACAGAAGAAAAAAUUAACGGAAACAGAGUUCAAGAAUUUUGAAUAUAUGGAACUAAUUUGUCAGGGCACCGACUUGGUUGAGAAACCACGUCUUCCAAUAUUCAGUGCACAAUUCUACGAUGUUUUGGCAAAUGUAAGCGUAAAAUUUCAUAACAUCUUCUACGAUUGUAAUUAUAUGGACAAGACCAUUAAAUGUGAGGAAAACUUCCAACCCAUUUUAACAGACGAAGGUCUCUGUUACACGUUUAACAUGCUAGACAGAUCGGAAAUCUACAAUCCUAACGUGGUGCAUUACAAAGACUUUCAUCGUUCAGUUUCCCCUAGCGACAAAUGGUCCUUGGAGAACGGUUACUCUGAAAAAGCAGGUCUUAAAGCUUACCCAAAACGAGCAUUAAUGGCUGGCACAAAAUAUGGUUUGAAAUUAACUCUUCUAUCGUACAAAUCAAACAUUGGUUAUACAUGUAGAAGCUCCCUUCAGGGUUUCAGAGUAAUGCUUCAUACUCCCACGAGAAUACCACUAUUCAGCCAGCAAUACUUUCGAGUACCUCUCAAUCAACAAGUAGUUGCAGCAAUUCAACCUAACAUGAUCACAACUUCGGAUUCAGUAAAAAUGUACAAUCAGUCAAGAAGGAAGUGUUUCUUCCCAUCGGAAAGGACUUUAAAGUACUUCAAACAGUACACGUCGUUGAACUGCAAAUUAGAAUGUCUGACCAAUUACACCUUAGAGGUGUGCAAAUGCGUUAACUUUUACAUGCCUCAUGACAAUACAACAAAUCUAUGUGGUACUGCCAAAAUAACGUGCAUGAAGGAGGCGGAGAGAAGGUUACAACUGGGGAUUUUAUACAAGGAGAUUAAUCCGGAGGCAAAAAAUACGAAGGUGAAAGAAUGUGACUGUAAACCAAUAUGUUCUGAUUUAACUUACGAUGUGGAGACUUCUCAAUCGGAUUGGCAAUGGCGAGAAUGGUACAAAGGUGUUCCCGUAAACGGACUGUCCUUUGAUUAUGAUAAAGUCCACAUGUCAAAACUAACAUUGUUCUUCAAAUCCACGCAAUUCAUAACGUCACAGAGACACGAGCUAUACGGACCUACUGAUUUUUUAGCUAAUUUUGGCGGUUUACUUGGACUUUUUACUGGAUUUUCCGUCUUAUCCCUAAUGGAGAUAAUUUACUUUUUAUCUGUUAGACUAUUUUGCAAUAUCAGGUUGUACGGAUAUUGGACUGGACCAGAAAUUUAAAAGAUUUAUUUAGAGUAGGGUAACUAAAUCAGCAUUUGGCUAAUUAGCUAACUGUAGAAUUAAACUGCAUGUCUAUGUGUGUUCAUUAGGAUGUAUGUAAGUUUAUGAAAAUGUUUCUUUAGUGAUUUUCACACCAAUAUUUACUAAAUGCAUUUUUUGUCUAAUAUUCUGAGCCGCAGGUUGUAUUGAUUAUUGCAAUUAUAAACUCAAUUAUAAAUUUUUGCAAAUAUAAACAUUUUAAACCAA